CACACACCAUGUAGUCCAUUGUAUUGUAAAAUAAAAGUAAAUCGAGUAGGAAAUUUUGGACCUGUAUGUACGUCGCAAAAUAUACUGUGCUGUUUUUUUUACGGCACGGCCGUGCGUGGCAGUAUAAAAAAGGCAUGAAAAUGUGCAUCGCAAACACUAGCUUAGCACGCGUGGCGACGUACGGCAAAGCAAAGCCACAGCCAGAGCGCAAGAAUGGCUCGCCGGGGCACCACCAUGUCAGUCCUCGCGCUCCUCCUCGCCGCGGCGACGCUCUCGUGCGCCGCCGCGUUUCCCACGGCCGGCGGCGCGCCACGCAGGGCGCUGUGGGCGAAGAGCCUCCCGGCCGACCCGUUCUGCCCGUGGGAGGCCGUCAAGUUCGGGGCGUGCGCGGCCGUGCUCGGCCUCGCGGACGCGCAGGCCGGCGCGCAGCUCGGGAGCGAGUGCUGCCAGCUCGUGGGCGGACUCGCCGCGGCGGAGGCGGCCGCGUGCCUCUGCGUCGCCGCCAAGGAGGUCGUGCUCGGCCUCGUCUCCGCCGAGUGGUCCGUCGGCGUCGAGCUCCUCGCCAGCGCCUGCAAGACGGAGAUCCCCGACGGCUUCAAGUGCGUCUGACAUGUUGUAUUGUUUCGUUUGGUGGAAGCGAGCGCCCAUGCAUUGAGUCAUAUCCACGUGAAAAGAUUGCUUUCUUCUUUGCCUUUUUUGGCUUCCCUGGGUAUGCAAAUGCAAUGGCAUAUUUUGCGUGGACUAUAUAUGGAUCAAUCUCAAUUUAAUUGUGUUGCUUGA
Hordeum vulgare subsp. vulgare (domesticated barley) is the source of this 780-nucleotide messenger RNA. RefSeq names its product putative lipid-binding protein AIR1. The record is from RefSeq and is a predicted model, not a curated record. Lineage: Eukaryota; Viridiplantae; Streptophyta; Magnoliopsida; Poales; Poaceae. The coding region runs from base 214 to 609 and encodes 131 amino acids. The transcript has a single exon.